UCCUAUUCUUGGAUCUCUGCUUUUGUUAGCGAGGGGCCUUUCUGCUGUGGGUAACGGCCUCCUUUGCCCCUCCAUCUCUUUCCAUUCCCUGCAUAUGUACAGCAUCUCUGGAAAAGAGAAAGCUGGGUCCCUUUCGUUCAGCUGUGUAAAACCAGCCUGAAAUAGCCAGGAUUGCACAGGAUGAUGGUUGAUUUUACUUUCAAAAUAAAAGAGCCAGUUGCCAGCUCACAUGUGUCAACCAUUCUGCUUUCAUGCCCUAUGUGAUAUAUAUAAAAUGUGCAGAGUAUUGGGUGCCUUUGCCUCAAAAGGGCCAACUUUGGUUUUGUGUGUGAGAUAUAUGAUACUGUAUAUAUACUGUAUAUUUGUAUAUAUGUUUCACUGAAUAUACUUUGUAGGAGUCCUUUAGACACCGUGAUUAUUUUAUUAUAGUAAAGGUCUAUGUGUUACCUGUAGACCUUCAAUAUGGCCAAUAGUAUUAUGCCACUGUUUUGGGAGAAUGACCUGGGCUUAUGCUUAAUUAAAAUGUUAAUGACUGAUUUUUUUUUUUUUUUCGAGAUAGCUUUCACUUCAAAACACACAACUCUCUCAAGAGGCAGCAGCAGUUUUGUACAAAAUCACGUCUCCUAACGUAUGACUAUACCUGUGCGAUAACUUAAAACAGACCCUUUUUUUUCGGCCAUAUGUUCGGUUACACAUGACGUACUAGGCUAUUGGCUACUACAGUAUAUUACCAUCAGCUAUUAUAUGAUUUGUAAAUCUUUGCUCGGUUAGCUUGUGGAAUAUGGUUGUAUGGUUGAUAAGACAUGUACUAUGGUUGUUUCAAAUGUAAGCUAACCCUUGUUUUGUAGUUGCCCGCCGGUAAUGCAACACAUCCGCAAAGCUGACUUUUUGCGGACAUGUGCAAUAGUUGCGCUUUUAUUGUGAAACGCCCAGCGCCCCACUUCCGGUACUCCUGUCGCUAACUCCGUCUGGCUCGACACAGCUGAGCAGAGGAUGGCUGCCUGCGUCUGAGCUGCUGCCUCUGCGCUCACAGAGGGAAAACUCAACGUCAAUAGACAAGGAAAGCGCGAGGAGACGAGAGGAGGAGAGGAGGGAAAGGAGUUUUACCAAGACCAGGAAAUAGUUCUCACACAUUUAUUUCCCCGGGAGGUUUUUAAUUCUUGUCUGGAACGAAAGGGGGGAUUUUUAGACCAUGCCUGCUGAAGUGAAACAGGAGCAGAGCCCCAGCAACACCACAUCCCUGGCUAUGAUGCAGGAGCCACAGGAGGUGGUGGAGGAGACGGUCACCAUAGAGGAGGACCCUGGCACCCCCACCUCCCAUGUCUCCGUGGUCACCUCUGAUGACGGCACCACACGGCGCACAGAAACCAAGGAUAUCUCAUCUAACGUGAAGGUGACUAAGAUGGUGAAGACGGUGACCACGCGGACGGUGCGCCAGGUGCCCCUGGGGCCCGACGGCUUGCCCCUGCCUGAAGGCUCGUCCCCACUGGGCAGCUACACCGACUCCAUCGACCGGCGCUACAUGAAGAAUGGAGGGGACCGCUUCAUCACCCCUCAAGCGACCUCCACUCUGACGCGCUCCUACAACAACUCCUACAACGAUUCAUAUGGAGAAACGCCCGAGAGCCAGUACGUCCGCCACUACGGCCUGCACGAUGGCUACGCCGAUUUAACUGAGAACUACGGCAGCCUGUCACGGGGUGUCAACUUCCGGCCGCCGCGCUACCCCUACCUGCCCAACAGCUACCGGCCGGAGAACAGCUACACGCUGCCUAUUCGCAAGGAUGACUACGGCCAUGUGGCCCAGCCCCAGGUGCCCAUGGGUAGCAGCACUGUGGAUCUGAACCGCUCGCAGCCAGAGCGCUUCCAGGCCGAGCCAUAUGGCCUGGAGGAUGAUCGCCGCAGCUUGGGCCCUGAAGAGGAGGAGCCAUACGAGCUGGAGCCCGACUAUUCCACCGCCAACCGCCGCACCCUGCAGGGGGCCAACCGGGGUCGCACCCACCGGGAACCCCUUCGUGAUAUGCCCCGAGUCAGAGGGUACCCGGAUGAAGCCAUUGAACCAGAGCUGAUCGAUGAGCGCCACCCUUACAUCCAUGGCAUGUAUUCGGCGCCGCUGGCCCUGCCGGAGAGGGGGAGCAUGGCCAGUCUGGACCGCAUGGGUGGCCGACGCUCACCGUCCAUUGACAGCAUGCGGAAGGACCCGCGCUGGCGUGACCCAGACCUCCCCGAGGUCAUCGCCAUGCUGGGCCACCCCAUUGACCCGGUCAAGUCCAACGCCGCCGCCUACCUGCAGCACCUGUGCUACGAAAAUGACAAGAUCAAGAAGGAUGUGCGUCAACUGAAGGGGAUUCCUGUUCUGGUGGGGCUUCUGGACCACCCCAAACCCGAAGUCCACCGCAAGGCUAGCGGCGCCCUGCGCAACAUCUCCUACGGCAAGGACAAUGACAACAAGGUGGCCAUCAAGAUCUGCGACGGCAUCCCGGCACUCGUCCGCCUGCUGAGGAAGACCAACGACAUGGAAGUUCGAGAGCUCAUCACCGGAACCUUGUGGAAUCUGUCGUCCUAUGAACCCCUGAAGAUGGUGAUCAUCAACCACGGCCUGCAGACCCUGACCAACGAGGUUAUUAUUCCCCAUUCUGGUUGGGAGCACGAGCCAAACGAGGAUUCAAAGCCCCGCGACGCCGAGUGGACCACCGUCUUCAAGAACACCUCCGGCUGCCUCAGAAACGUGAGCUCAGACGGGGCAGAGGCUCGGCGCAGACUGAGGGAAUGCGAGGGAUUGGUGGACGCCUUGCUGCACGCUCUCCAAUCAGCUGUAGGGAAGAAAGACAUGGACAACAAGUCUGUGGAGAACUGUGUUUGUAUUAUGAGGAACUUGUCCUACCACGUCCACAAAGAGGUGCCGGGGGCCGAAAGGUUCCAGGACCCCUCAGCGCUUCAGGCUCCUGGCUCAGCAGGACCACAGAGGAAGAAAAAGGAUGACGCCGGCUGCUUCGGAGGCAAGAAGGCCAAAGAGGAAUGGUUUAAUCAAGGCAGGAAGAACGGCGAGAACGACAAAAACUACGACACACUGGAUCUGCCCAAGCGCUCGGAGCCCUCAAAAGGCUUUGAGCUGCUGUAUCAGCCGGAAGUGGUGAGGCUCUACCUAUCUCUGCUGACGGAGAGCCAGAACUACAACACCCUGGAGGCCGCUGCAGGGGCUCUGCAAAACCUCAGCGCUGGACAGUGGACCUGGUCCAACUACAUUCGAGCCACGGUGCGUAAGGAGAAAGGUCUUCCCAUCCUGGUGGAGCUGCUGCGCUCCGACUCCGACAAGGUGGUCCGAGCUGUGUCCAUCGCCCUGCGCAACCUGUCCAUUGACCGCCGCAACAAGGACCUGAUCGGAAGUUAUGCCAUGCGGGACUUGGUGAGCAACUUGCCCAGCGGCCAGCAGCGACCAGCCAAAAACCUGGAGGAGGACACUGUGGUCGCCAUCCUCAACACCAUCCAUGAGAUUGUCACUGACAGCUCCGAAAAUGCCCGCUCCCUCGCCCAGGCUCAGGCCAUUGAGAAGCUGGUCGCCAUCAACAGGACUAGCCAAUCAGCUCGCGAAACCAAGGCGGCGUCCCACGUGCUGCAGACGGUCUGGAGUUAUAAGGAGCUGAGGAACGCUUUGACCAAGGACGGCUGGAACAAAGGCCACUUCCAGCCCACGACAGCAACCACCCCUAAAGCAACCAAGAACGGCAAGCCAGGCUACGACGACACCACCCUGCCCCUGAUGGAGAAGAACCAAGGCACCAGGAAAUGUUGCAGUGGUGAUAUGAUACCUAUGGAUGAGCUGGGUCCAGAUGGUUACUCCACCAUUGACCAGAGGGACAAGGACUGCAAAUUUAAGACAGUUGAUGGCUCAGUGGACCAGACAGAACGGGAGCCAUCAAAGAAUGACACAAAUAGGAAACACUAUAUCAGGACUAACAGGCCUGCAGUCAGUCUGGUGGACGCUUGUGAUGUUAAGCCCCAGCCUGUUGAUUCCUGGGUCUAAAUGCAUGCAUGGCUUAAAGUAACGACACCCAGCUAGAGAAGGAUCUCUCAUAUCAUCACUGCCAUUUCACAUGGAGCUCAUCUUUGGAGUUGGACUUUGUACAGAAAAGAGGAUUAAAAAAAAAAAAUGAUGAUCAGCAACUGCCCAGCAAACAGCCAACAUUCUCAUGCUUUUCAGAAAAAGAAAAAAAAAGAAUAAAAAGUGACUACUUUCUCAAAUCUACAUUCCCACUGGACUUUACAGUGUUGAGCUCUACCGGUGACCAAAAACGGACAAAGGGCCGGUGCUGGUGAAGGAAUGGACGUAUGAAGGGCGAACAAAGUGAGAUGAAGGAAAUCAAUGGAAAAGGAAUGUGUGUUGGAAGGAAAUCUGUGGGAAGCUGGAAUGAGUGGUGACUGCAUUUCAGUUUUCACAUCUGGAAGAAGUUCAUGCUUCAGUUUUGCCGGUUUUGGAGAAUUUUACUUUCAGAUUGUUGUCGGGCUUUGGUAAUUUGAUGUGAACAGGUAUGGACUGGUGUGUUUGAAGGUCACAGAAUGUUGUUUGCAGAUUGGUGUGAUGGACACGUGAAGGUGAAAUGAGAGAAACCGAUCCUGAGAAGAACUGUAGCAUAGUUGAUGAACAUGUACACCCAGCAGUCUGCUCUUGUAGACUUACAAUAUAUUUGGUUCACUGUGUUUAUUCUUUUUUUUAAAGUGCACUGAGAUGGUUUGAAAUCAAAAGUUUUUAACAAGUGAUUGAUGUUCAUUUAUAAAGUGAGGUGUCUGCAAGUUGUGGUCCGGAGAAAAGAAAGCGACAUAGUGUGUACAUCACAUGAAGUAACAGUUUCUGUUCACACUGCAUCGGAAAAGUAAGCUAAAAACGGAAACCAGCGGUUUCUGUUUCAUCGUGGUCAUCAUGUUGACCCUCACUCACAGAGCCGUGGUUACUUGUGUAACCACUCAUAUCGUGUAGCGACGCAGUUUCACGAGUUUCCUGGCUGGUUGCUCUUUGUCAAUGAUGUGUAUUAAAGAGGAUAUAAGGCAUUUUGUUCAUAAAUGAUUUGUGUUUUUGAAAAGAGAGGCGCAAGUUUGUUCUCUUGAUGAAAGGGUAGAUCUAAAAGCAGUUUUUAUUUUUGUUGGCUUUUAUAUAAAUGUAUAUGAGGUUCAAAAGGAAAUAAAAUUGAAAAAUGAAGGAGACAAAAAAACAACAAAAAUGACCGACUUCUUAGUUGUAUAUUAAUAUCACAUUGUUUGGAAGCACAUCUCAUUUGAUAAAGGCUCACCAUGUUUGUAAACAAGAAAUAACCACGUAACUUAAAUGUGUGUCAAAUAUUGUCAAGUUACGCCGACGAUCACCUAUUUAUAUUUUGUAUUUGUCCAAAAAAAAAUUACAGAAAAAAAGUUUAUCUGCAGUGUUCUUUCUAAAGGCCAUGUUGUCUGACAGCCCGUGAAUCUUCAAACCAGACACUCUGGAGGGGUCAGAGGUCAGGCCAAUGAGAUAGACAAGAGACGGCAGUGUUAAUAAAGGUUCUUUAGUUUUUCUUCCUGAUGCAUUCAGACCAAGUUACCGCUAACCCUGAACCCUACUUCACCGGUGCAUCUUAAGAAAUAUUCAGUCGUGAGCAUGAAGCAAAACUGUACAGAUGUUUAUAUUCUAUUCUUUCCAAGUGCCAGUUUUUUGUGGUGUCAUUUGGAUAUUAACUAAUUAAUUCAUGUGCAAGAAGAGAGUACAGGAAGACGAGUGGAUCUGGAUGUUUAGGGCAAAAUAAAAGAGUUACAUCACACUGUACAGAAACAAAACAUCAAGUUUGGUCAUAUAGUAUAUAUUUUUACAAGGUGUUAGGGUGGGCAGUUGAGAUGAAGAAAAGCAGAGAGAUACAGUAUCAUAUUGAUGUGUUUCUCUUGCUUGGUGAGAUUGCAAACUAAAUCCAGUGAUGAUGUGUUUUAGUCUCCUUGCCAGCCUCAGUCUGUCAGAGAAACAGAAAGAGAAUCCAAUCCAAGUUGGCAUCACUCAUGCGUCAUCAAGGCGAAUGGCAUGUGCCUGCGUUGAAGUCUGAUUUUUCUUUGUGACGUAUGUGACUUUAUGAAGCUUGCAUAUUUUACACAGUGUUUACAAAGAUGUAUGUUGUGGUAAAAAUCAAUAAACUACAAAAAAAAACUUACUGUAUAGAUAUUAAUUUCAGAGGUUAAAAAAAAAAAUUAUGAAGAUACCCAGCAAUCCCUUUUGUGUGUCCUCAGAAGUGUGUGCUUUCAUUGGACAAUACUGAACCCUAACAACAAAGACCCGAAUGACUGUCUAUUCCUGACUGCACUUUGCAGUACCACAACCAAAGGAUCUGGAGUUGUAUUUACAUGCAUUCAUAACAGGGGGGGGUUUGGUUUUGUGGAUGUACAACGCAUUGUAAAUUCCCCAAAUAAAGAGCCAAGCAGCUGUGUUGUAAAAGAAAUGCAGGACACGGACACACAUCGAAUCAAACAUACCUACCUGUGUAGAUAUAACUGAUUCAAGACCGUCAAAAUCAAGUAACUGUUCUACUCAGUAGCAGAUGUGUUUGUACCUAUCAUGUGCCUUAACCUUUUCCAUGGUAGAUAAAAAUAAGUGUGUUUUAUAUAACUUUAUUCCUCCCUUUCAACUGCCAUCUCUCCAUUCUGUCUGUUCACCUCUCCUCCACCCUUCCUCCCUUUUACCUUCACUCAAGUCACUCAUUCAUUCAUUCUGCCCCCCGACCCCUUGUAGGAUAGACUGUUGGUGGGUUUCUGCAUUGUAUUACAUUGUAUUAUAAACUUUUAAAAAGAUAGUCAUUCGAAUAAUGGUUUUGAUUUCCUAGAGGAGUAAAGUUGUUAAUGCUUUCGUAGCGAGCAGAAGCGAUGCCACAGUGACAGAAUGUAUUAUGUUAAUUUUACUAAUACCCAGAGGCAAAUAUUACGCUUGUUAAACAUAACGGAAAAAUACUGGUUUGUAGAGUAUACAUUUGGUGUGUUUUCAAUAAAUCAUGCCUGGAAAGAA
Molecule: messenger RNA, 7009 nt
Organism: Anarrhichthys ocellatus (wolf-eel)
Lineage: Eukaryota; Metazoa; Chordata; Actinopteri; Perciformes; Anarhichadidae
Gene: arvcfb
Product: ARVCF delta catenin family member b
Exons: 19
Coding region: 1193-4024 (943 amino acids)
Biological process (GO): cell-cell adhesion
Cellular component (GO): plasma membrane; cytoplasm; adherens junction
Molecular function (GO): protein binding
Source: RefSeq, a predicted model, not a curated record